AUGGAAGCCCCUCUUGUGUGUUUGGAUGAGGAGUUUGAGGACCUCCGGCCUUGCCGUAUGGAUGAGUUUGAACACCCAGCACUCAACCACUCCUCUUACACCACCACCACUGUCCCACUGGUCGCCAUCACCCGAGAGGACUUCUCUGAGCUGGAGAACUUUUCCGAGAUGAUGAGCUUUAAGUCAAUGGAGGACCUGGUCAACGAAUUUGAUGAGAAACUCAACGUCUGCUUCCACAAUUACAACACCAAGACCGAGGGCCUGGCGCCGAUACGCAACCAGUCACAAAACCAAGAUGAUGAGGAACAGCUGCAGGAUGAAGAGUGA
Messenger RNA from Nerophis lumbriciformis (worm pipefish), 327 nucleotides. The record is from RefSeq and is a predicted model, not a curated record. NCBI's taxonomy places the organism in Eukaryota, Metazoa, Chordata, Actinopteri, Syngnathiformes, Syngnathidae.